This is a messenger RNA of Aureobasidium subglaciale EXF-2481, 2766 nucleotides long. RefSeq lists its product as uncharacterized. The record is from RefSeq and is a predicted model, not a curated record. The transcript has a single exon. Lineage: Eukaryota; Fungi; Ascomycota; Dothideomycetes; Dothideales; Saccotheciaceae. Bases 1 to 2766 code for a protein of 921 amino acids.
AUGGAUCGCAAGAGAAAACGACAAAGCGGGGUCGAAUUUUGGACGGCUUCAAAGUGUCAACGAUUGCUGAGGCCCAUCACUUCCAGGAUCGCACCAUUGAGAAGGAACCAAUACACUUUGAACACCGAGAUCUCUCACAAGGACUUGGAAGAUCAACCAAAAUCUGAGCUUCCAUCAAAAAAUCCAUCUCUUGCCGCGGAUGUUCGCCCAGGUACCACUUUCUCGGAUCCUACAUGGAUACCAUCAGAUCAGAGCAAGAACUGCCAACUCAAGAAGUACUCAGUCCGUCAUCGCACUGCUCAUACAUCGUCUGGCCAAGUCAGUAGUCCACAAGCAUGUCUGGUGUCGUUACCGACCCCGUUCAAGGCACGCGCUUCAAAGAGAGGAACGCCCAUCAAGCAGGCCUUUUCCAGCCUAGAUACGUCAAGUAGCCCAUGCGUGGUAAGACGCUUACCUCCAGCGAAGAAGGAACGACAGCGAAAAGACCACUUCACUCGCGCACCGACCGCACAGCAAAGCGUUGAAUUACAAGGCAGACAAAAUUACGAGAGAACGUUUGAGCUACACCAAGGAGUCACUGACGGAUUCUCGCUACUGCUACAAAGGACGACUUUUACUGAUCCGGACAACUUACAACGUAAAGGUGCAUCGUCACUUCUGAGUAUGUGCAUACGAAAAGUCCCGGACUACAUACAAGCAGAAGAGGACUGGCGUAGAAGCAUUGAUGAAGAUGACGACACCGACGUCUCUGCUGAAGUAUACGAGGAACUCGAAGAUCUCGGCUCUGUCCAAGGACAUGGAUGGUCAGGCCUACGUGAGGUAGUGAUUGCGCAUGGGCUGAGUCUGAUCCACGAGAUUAUCAAAAACAAGCUUGUAGCGACAGAAACCAGGGCAGAGCUUGCGAGAAUACCUGCCAAGUACGGCCUGCACAGAGCAUCGGAAGUUCUCCUUCUCGCCUAUACCCAGUCUCUGCCUCUCAAGCGACCUCUUAGUGUCGACUCUCGUCUCUUCGAUGGUUGUUUAUCGGGUUUGACCACCAUGCAGUCCGUUAGUGCUCAAAACGAAGUCUUUGUUCGCAUUCUUGAUGUAUUAUUCACUUCUGGGCGUCUCAACCUAUCCUGGCUGGCCGCCCGAGAUAUGGUAACAUUGUCAAGUGGUAUGGUCAGAGCGCUCGCAUCGCGGACUGAGAUUUCCGAACUCACACUUCAAUUUCUUCAGGCUCGCAUAUUGCAGGUUUGCGAAGCAGAGUUGAAAGGGUCCAGGGCCAGACAACAGGGUCCUGGAAGCAGAUCGGAGAUCUGGACAAAGCUGGACAAGUCACUCAGCAGUACUACUGUCAGCAUCAUAACCGUACUUACGGCGAUCGUAUUGAUAGAAAGGGACUUACACAAACUGGAUGGUAGUAGGAAAGGCUACCCUGCUGCCGAGUCUCUUCUCACACGCCUAUCGAUCACCUUACUCGCGAUUAUGGAGGCUUCCGACCCCCAACUUGCAAAUCAGGGCACAUACCAUCAACAGAGCACAGUCUGUUUUGCUAUCCUUACAAGUAGUCUCGUCCUUGGCGUUAAGCACGACGGAACGGAGAGAAAUCAAAUUUCUUGCCAAAGAAAGGCAAUCUUGGAGGGCUUGAUAAAUAUCCAUGGGAAUGGCACCUCGGAUGGUGUUCAUACCGUAGUCGAACAUGCAGCAGCGUUUCUGGUAGAUCUGUCUCGAUGCUGCGGUCAAAGUCUACAUUCCGACAGUCAGUCUUGCUUGGAAAGUCUUGUUCGCCAAAUUCUGGAAGAGUCUCAGCACGGUCCAGAGACCGAGAAGAGUUUCUUAAAACAAUGGGCAGUGGAGAGUUCGCUACACUCUGCGAAGACCUAUGCGACACAAAGAAGUCGACUCUUCCUUGAUGACAUCGAGACUGCUAUGGCACAACAGAAACCCUUGAGUCUUCAAGACCCAGACUGUGAUGCUAAUGGUAGCCUUGAACCCUUUGCGGAACAGAGUUUGUGCUGGGAAGAAGGCUUGUGCGAAUGGAUUGUCGCGUCGCCUCUACGUGCUAUGAACUCUAGGGUAGCCGCGGGUUCGAUGCACAAGCGUCGGUCAAUGACAUCGUCCAGCGAAAGCGACAUGGACGAUAGCGGCUACCUGAGUGAAGUUGAGCGAACUCCAGCACAUCGUCAGAAGAACGCCAGAAUGUCUGAUCUGUUAGCAUCGCCGGAUAUGCUAGGUUUCAAUUUUGGAAUCCCAUCGUACUCUGACACAAGCACAAGGUCAGAGACUAUGGAGAUCACGGCGAAAGGUCAAAAGACAAUGUCGAACGAACAACCUCUCCAUCCAUCGCCCGAGUUCGUGCUGUCAGAGGGUGGCUUUCACAAGUCAGCGGCCGUCUUCUCAAACGCUGCGCAAGUUGAUGAAACAGCUCUAGAAGCAGAAGCUUGCUCUGACGUCUCACACAAGGAUCGAUUCGACAAAGCAGAGCGGCUGGUGAGAAAGAGUAAGAGCCAGGCCGCCAAGCAAGCGACACCUACGAAAAGAUGUAUUUAUUCGACAACAGCUCAGAAGCCAUCGGGGCUUGUGCAACAGAUCUCAAACAAGGAUCUGGUCUCUGAUUUGGCGGAGAAUGAGAUUGACGAGCUCGCCAUGAGUUGCACCAAGACAUGCCGAGAUAUGAGUGCUGCCAGUAAGGGCGUGACAAACAAGACUGUGGGAAGGAUCGCACUCCCAACCAGACGGAGCAGUCAUCUUGUAGAUAGCAGUGAUGACGAGUUGGGGUUUUGA